CCGUCGUUCAUCACCUCCGCUCCGUCCGCAACGCCGAAUUCGUCUUCCCCUAUACGAUGACGUUGUCAAAAGUGCAACGGUCAAAGAUGAAAACCGGAGGAACUUUCUGAAUUACACUUGAAGUAUAGCAAUUCUUACUUCUGACCACACAUCUGUCCUAUUUCAUCAAUACCAUCAACAUUUGUCAUGCCUCUCUCGACUGAAUUCACGCUCAAUACAGGCGCCAAGAUCCCGGCAGUUGGUUUUGGCACUUGGCAAGCACCAAAUAAUGAGGUUAUCGAGGCUGUCAAGACUGCUCUCAAAAGUGGUUAUCGGCACAUCGACUGCGCGGCCAUUUACCGCAACGAAGCAGCAGUAGGUGAGGGCAUCAAGCAAAGUGGUGUUCCACGCUCAGAUAUCUUCGUCACUGGAAAGCUGUGGAACACGAAACAUGAUCCUAAAGAUGUAGAGUCAGCGUUGGAUAAGACCCUAUCGGAUCUUGGCACGGAUUAUAUCGAUCUCUUUCUGAUGCACUGGCCUUGUGCUUUCGAACCAAGCGACAAAUGGUUUCCCAUUGAUGACCGGGGAGUUUUCAAGCUCGCGGACAUUGAUUACGUGGCAACAUACACUGCCAUGGAGAAGCUUUUGAGCACGGGGAAGACGAAGGCUAUUGGCGUUUGCAACUUUACUGUGAAUAAACUCCAAGACCUGCUGUCCAAGGCAAAGGUAGUUCCAGCAGUGAAUCAGAUCGAGGCCCACCCUUAUUUGCAACAACGGGCGCUCGUCGAUUUUUGCAAAUCCAAGGAUAUCCUGAUCGAGGCCUAUUCGCCUCUUGGCAAUAACCAAACAGACGAACCGAAGGUCAUUGAUGAUGCGAAGGUCAAAGACCUGGCCUCUGCAUCAGGUCUGGAUACCGCCCAGCUCGUUCUGUCUUGGGGAGUUCAGCGAGGAACCGUCGUCUUGAGCAAAAGUGUCACGCCCAGCAGAAUUGAGUCAAAUCUCAAGGUCCAAGAACUAUCGCAAGAAACAUUUGCUCAAAUCAACAACCUUGAGAGGCAUAAGCGUUUUAACGUACAAGCAAGAUGGGGUUAUGACAUAUUCGAGGAGUUAGGUGACGAUGCUGUGGAAAGGAUUGCACGUGAAACGGGGCCGGAAAACCUGGAAAAGUUUAAAGACGUUUAACGGGUCACAUUCUACAUACCGUCAUUUUCUGUAUAGAAAUUCAAAGAGCAUGAUAGGCACAUAGCGCAAUGAGCCCACGCCAAUAGAUGCAGUUUUAUACCCC
Truncatella angustata is the source of this 1264-nucleotide messenger RNA. Its product is annotated as NADP-dependent oxidoreductase domain-containing protein. NCBI's taxonomy places the organism in Eukaryota, Fungi, Ascomycota, Sordariomycetes, Amphisphaeriales, Sporocadaceae. Gene Ontology annotation, cellular component: cytosol. Bases 187 to 1161 code for a protein of 324 amino acids. The record is from RefSeq and is a predicted model, not a curated record. Gene Ontology annotation, molecular function: aldose reductase (NADPH) activity. The transcript is spliced from 2 exons.